Messenger RNA from Sinocyclocheilus grahami, 1062 nucleotides. Its product is annotated as protein EURL homolog. The transcript is spliced from 4 exons. NCBI's taxonomy places the organism in Eukaryota, Metazoa, Chordata, Actinopteri, Cypriniformes, Cyprinidae. Bases 1 to 783 code for a protein of 260 amino acids. The record is from RefSeq and is a predicted model, not a curated record.
AUGACCAUUUGCUACUUGACCUUUGACCUUGCAUUUGGUGUAUCCAGUGCCACCCUGCUGCACUCCAAAUCUCUACGUGGGCAUAGAGACUGCUUUGAAAAGUACCAUCUCAUUGCCAACCAGAAGCUCUCCCGCGCCAAGGCCUCCCACAGCGCGUAUGAUGGCGUGAAGCGGGCUCUGAGUCAGCGAAUCAACCGCAUUAUACAGUACGCCCAGAACAGAGACUCCGUAACCGCUGAGACACCUGGGCACUGGGGGGCCAAACAGAUUCUGUGUCACACUCAGCAGGGCGGCAGGAAGCUCGUGCCCCAGUCCGAUGCCCAAGUUCCCCGUUACACCCCACGAUGGGCAGAGGAGGCGUCGAUGGCGGAGCCAGAGUAUGGGAAAACCAUGCUGGACUGCCAUUCUGCAGAGGAGCUUGGUCUCGGCCUGCUGCAGGGCUCACGCCAGGGACUGUGGGCUGGAGAGAGACACCACCCACAAGAACAGCAGAACCGAGAGCAGAGAGACACAGCCAGACAGAGGAGACACACGGGACACAGUCAAGAAGAGCUGGUGAGGAUGAGUGUGGAGGAGCUUCACCAGCUGAACGAGCAGCUGCUGCUACAGAUACAAAAUGUGUUUGAGGAGCUGUCUGUAGCUGUGCAGGAGAAGGACUCUCUUUCAUCAGAGCUUCAUGUACGGCACAUAGCCAUCGAGCAGCUCUUCAAAAACUGCGCCAAGCUGCCGUGCCUCCAGAUCGGGCGGGCGGGGGUCAAAGCUGGCAACAACCCAGUGGAAUGAGCGCUUUUUGGGGACAACAGAGUCCCUCAAAGACCAGACAGAAAGCGCAGCUCCAAGCAGACUCUCACGGAAGCUCAAAGCUCAAACGGACCAGAAAUGCACAACACUGUGCUAAUGAGUUUAAAGUCACCUCGCUCUAUAAGGUGGCAUCUGAAUUUUCAGCAAAAGUAUGCACUUUGAGAGCAAAAGUGUUUUGCGGGCCUGUCCAAAGUGUUUCUAUGCAGAAUGAGGUGUUUUUAAAGGGGUCAUGUGAUGUUGCUAAAAAGAACAUUAUUUUGU